This is a messenger RNA of Symbiodinium necroappetens, 684 nucleotides long. The record is from the annotation of a GenBank genome assembly. NCBI's taxonomy places the organism in Eukaryota, Dinophyceae, Suessiales, Symbiodiniaceae.
AUGACGCCUGGCCGGGUGUCCGUGAUUUGCGAUGACAAGGUCUGGACAGAUCCUGAAAUACAGCUGAAGGACUUUUGGAAGGAAGGUUGCACCCUUACUGCGCUGGAAACCCCUGCUUGGGGAGUCGCCAGGCUUGAGACACUCAAAGCCAAGUUUCUCAAGCAUGGCAAGUUGGAGAAAGAGGCAGAUGGAUGCCGAAAGCAUGAUGCUGAGCUGCCGGACGGCCUAGCGCUCCCAUCCAUCCUCAUUGAGCUGAUGAAGAUGGGGGUCAAGUGGACCUUCAAGGACUUAUUCCACCUUGAGAUCUUUGUGCUGACAGACGAGGCUAACCUAUCUAUUUUCGGCGAUGAGGAGUGUCGCGAGGAUUGGCGGGAAGAGCAUGGCGAUGACACCUGUGCAAACACUUGGUGGCUUUGCAUUGGGAACUCGUCUGAGUAUGACUACUACUACGUCAAUGCCAAAGAGGAUUCACCAGAUUUCGGUCAAGUCCGGCACAUAGUGAACAACUGCGAUGAGGAGAGCAUUUACACUCAAGCGCCUUUCGACAACUUCCUCGACGCGGUGGAACGCUACGUUGAUGCUCAGGAGAGGCUCCAGACGGACAGUGACGAAGAAGGCACCAAUUUCAGUGAGUACAAUCGAGAGCCCAUUGGACGCAAACCACCAAAGCGACACAGACUAUGA